Molecule: messenger RNA, 1389 nt
Organism: Ectocarpus sp. CCAP 1310/34
Lineage: Eukaryota; Phaeophyceae; Ectocarpales; Ectocarpaceae
Source: the annotation of a GenBank genome assembly
AUGCCGUUGCAGGCGCAUACGACCAAGUUCAUGGUGGACCAGCUGAAGUACACCUCUCUGGUCAACACCCGGCGGACCAGCUCGGGCAUCUUCCGCUCGGCCAACCUCGCCAAAACUCCGGCGAGGUUCGGCAGCUUUGAUGACUCGAUAAAGUACGGCGGUGCGGUCCCGUCGGAGCACUAUUUGCGGGACAUGUGGCGGUUGUAUCUCUCGAAACUCCCCGUGCUGGAGGUGGAUAGCGUGGAUUGGACCCUGGAGGAGUAUCAGCACCGCUUGAUGCAGCGCUGGGACGGAGACAUUCUGGGUGGGGAUGCUUCGUUUAAGUUUGCGAAGAUCAUCCGGCUCGGGGCAAAAGCGGGCGAGGAGCGCACAAGACCAGUGUACGGCUUCUUCACAGUCUUCAACGAAUGUGAGCAGCUGCCGAAGGAUACCGUCCGAUGCUCCCGUUGGGGGAGCGCUCAACUCUCCGUUGAACAGCGAGACUGCGCCAUCAGGGACGCCGUUGCCUCGGCACUCUUUUACGAGGCCAUCCACACGAACAAGGACCCGAUCACGUCCGUGCCUUCUUCACCGUUCGACCCGGCUGUCGGCUUGAAGGUGAGCGCCUACGCAUUGUGGUAUCGGCCGUACUUUGAUGUGGACCGACAACAACAGAUCAUGGCAGGUUCCAAAUUUGUGCUGAAACCCAAGCAACAACGCUUGCCCUCGUUCUUUUGCCCUCUGCGCGUACUACAGGUGCGCCUCUACAACGCCAGCCAUUCCGCCUGCGUGGCGGUAGGUCACGUGGUGUCCGACGCCACCGCGGAGACCGCCCUUCGUCACUGGCAAAGUUCUGCCAAGCUACAAGGGGUCGCCGAUCUUGGCUGGGCCUGGGGCGGGGGCGGCGGGGGCGGCGCGGACGGCGUUGCCGCAGUUCAGGGCCUGCACCGAAUGCGGACACCACAAGGGUGCAUACCCUGCUGAACACCCUGGGAAUCGCCGUGGACAUAAGGCAAUAGGUUCAGCGCCCCAGCCCGACGUUGAACCGGCGAAAAAAUGUUUAGUGGACCAGAGCUUGCGGCGUCCAGAGUCGUACAAAGUCUGGAACCCUAAGCAAAGAAAGAGGACGUUUCUGCCCUGCCCGUGUGAUGUAUGCAAGGGCUCAUACGCACACGUGGAGGAUGGUGGUAGUUAGCCUGUGCUGCCGGGUCGAGGCGAGCUGGACACAUGAAAAAAAAAGUAAAUAUUUGCCUACCGGUUCGAAAGGCCGUUCGGUCAGUUAAGAGUGCACUAGUUGUACGGCAGUCGCCCAGAAUUCCAUUUGGAAAAGGAAAUUAACAAACGGCCCAUGAUUGAGACAUGAGAUACACCACGGCUGCCCAGGCGAUGUGUGCGUGCGUGUGUGUGUGU